Diachasmimorpha longicaudata is the source of this 699-nucleotide messenger RNA. It is a transcript of the gene REPTOR-BP, whose product is annotated as REPTOR-binding partner. Gene Ontology annotation, biological process: regulation of DNA-templated transcription. The record is from RefSeq and is a predicted model, not a curated record. Gene Ontology annotation, molecular function: DNA-binding transcription factor activity. NCBI's taxonomy places the organism in Eukaryota, Metazoa, Arthropoda, Insecta, Hymenoptera, Braconidae. The transcript is spliced from 4 exons. The coding region runs from base 155 to 544 and encodes 129 amino acids. Gene Ontology annotation, cellular component: nucleus.
AGUAACACAGAGUCCAAAACAGACGCGUGAUCGCGAUAAUGGCAGGGAUUUUACCGAAAAUAAGUGUAUUAUCGCGGGUUAAUGUCUCAGAAGAUGUCCGAUGGACUUCUCCGUAGUGUAGACCAACGAGUGAGUGGGGUUUUGUGUGUUCCUGAUGAUAAUUGGGAUUCGGCUGUGGCCCAGCGACAAACGACAACGGUAUCCAGAGAUGAACAACAAUUUUGAGGGUUCUCGUGGUGAUCGGAAAGAGGGGGGCAAGCGAGGACGCAAGCCCGGAAGGAAAGCGGCCGACAAGGCGGACAUGAGAGCCAAGCUUGAGCGUAGUCGACAGAGUGCGAGGGAGUGUCGUGCCCGUAAGAAGCUGAGGUACCAGUACUUGGAGGAGUUGGUGGCCGACAGGGAAAAAGCUGUUCUCGCCCUCCGCAAAGAGCUCGAUAUGUAUCGAUCGUGGGGACAAGAACUCGACGCUGGACGUGUUCCCGAGGGCCUGCAGGCAAUGCUCGAAGAACUUGGAGCCCUCAAGAAGGAAAGGAAUAAUAAUUAGUUUUAAUACAACAAAGUACCUCUGUAAAAUAAGCAUUUUAAAUUAUCGUACCGUUUUUCGUUGGGUAUUAAUUGAACUCAAUUAUUUAAAUUUAUAAAACUCUGGCGUCUCUAUGUAUGAAAUUUUCAGUUGAACAGAACAACAUUUUCUCCAAA